Musa acuminata AAA Group (dessert banana) is the source of this 2554-nucleotide messenger RNA. RefSeq names its product protein SENSITIVE TO PROTON RHIZOTOXICITY 2. Gene Ontology annotation, biological process: response to aluminum ion; response to acidic pH. The coding region runs from base 50 to 1138 and encodes 362 amino acids. The record is from RefSeq and is a predicted model, not a curated record. The transcript has 2 exons. NCBI's taxonomy places the organism in Eukaryota, Viridiplantae, Streptophyta, Magnoliopsida, Zingiberales, Musaceae.
UUCUACUAUACAAGCCUUGUAAUUAGGAGGAGUUGCAGAAGCCCCGGCCAUGAUUUCAGACACCUCUUCGUGUUUGCAGAGAUGCCCGCAGGACAGCUUCCACAUUUAUCAAGGGAUGGAUGAUAUCCUCUACUCAUCCGCCGGAGCCGCUGCUUCUGGCACGGAUCAGAUCACAUCCUCCCACGCUCUUCUGUAUAGCCUCUCGGUCCUUAGAGAAAAGGUGCAGCAAUUGGAAUCUUGCGUGAGCAUGAUGACCUCUCCGAAUCGAACACAGCAGGAGUCGAUAGCCAUGGGAGUCUCCUGUGCAGGAAUCAUGAUACAGGAGAUCAUUCUUGCGGCAUCAUCACUGAGUUGCACGCUUCCGCAAGUGGGCCCAAGCACUGCCGUUGCAUACGAUGAGCCGCCACCGAGUGAGAUGAAGGUCGAAAGCGCAACAGCAUGGAUGGAUCAUUCAUCAAAUAACAGCCUAGGAAUCACCAGGAAGGACGAUUUCUUCAGCAGCAAUAAUCCGAGUACCAAUUCUGCUAUUGACGUCGACGAUGGUAGCGUUACCAGGGAUCAAAUUAGAAAGGUGAAACCGCCCCUUGAUCGUGCCGGAAUGAGGAAGGAAUGUUCUCAAGGUCUCUCGUCGAACGGAUAUACUAUAAUCGAAUUGGAUGCGGCUGAUCUCUUAGCCAAGUACACGCACUACUGCCAAGUAUGCGGCAAAGGGUUUCGGCGUGACGCGAAUCUAAGGAUGCACAUGAGAGCGCACGGGGAUGAGUACAAGAGCGCUGCAGCGCUGGCCAACCCGACGAAGAGCAGCAGGAGUAGCAGCUCAGGAGUGGCCCUGAAGUACUCGUGUCCCCACGAUGGUUGCAGGUGGAACAGGAAGCACGCCAAGUUCCAGCCCCUCAAGUCGGUGGUGUGCGCGAAGAACCACUACAAGCGGAGCCACUGCCCCAAGAUGUACGUGUGCAAUCGGUGCAACCUCAAGCAGUUCUCGGUGCUGUCGGAUCUCCGGACGCACGAGAAGCACUGCGGGGAUCUGCGGUGGCGGUGCUCCUGCGGAACCAACUUCUCCAGGAAGGACAAGCUCAUGGGUCAUGUGGCUUUGUUCGUCGGGCACACUCCACAACCCAGUCGCUUGCGGGACUAAGUUGAAGUAGCACUCGAUCAACGAUUACUUCAUGACUAUUGGAGACACAAAAGAAGUUCCGAAUUUGAUUGCUUUUGGUUACUGUUGGUCUCUAAGCCAUAGUUUUGAGACAGAAAACAAUGCAAAGGUAAAAACCUUUCUCUUGCAAGGUCACAGGAGGAAGAGGAAUCAUCAAUGCCAAGCACAAUGAGAACACGUCGGGCAAGCACUCGCCGGUCAACUAAAGAUGUUUAGUCUGGUGCUAUUGGUAAGGUGUCUUUCUCUUUUGACAUUUUUAUUACUCAAUGCUAUAGUUUUUAUAUGUUAUAAUUUUAUCAUUUAAUGUUAUUCAAUGUGAUAACUUUUUUAUUAGGAUCUUAUUCCAGCGAAAAGAAAGGAAUAGGAUAAACAUGUUAGAUCAAGCCGUUGAUUGAUUUUCCAAAGGGUGAUGUUCCAAUUGAUUUUCUAAUGGUAAACCUUUAGGGAGGACAAUCCACUGCUUAAUCACCCAAAUUAUCUUGAAGAAUCCUUAUUAUACUCCUUUGAAUGUCAAGAAUGAUGAUAACAUCGAACAACAUAAGAAGAAUAAGAUUUACAAAUUAGUAUCUUUGUGUGCAUGAUGAUUUAAUGUUAUAUUUUCAUAAUUUGAUUCCUGAUAUUUAUAAUUUAAGUACAAAAGAAUCAAUCAUAAAGAAUGUGUAUCAUGAUCAUCAUACACAAAUGAAGUAUAAAACCCAAACAAAAUACUUUAAUGUGAAUGCCACUUAUCAAGAAAAAAAUAUCUUCAUACAAUUCCGCAUGAUCGAUCGAAAUGGUUCGUAAAUUAAUUUAGUUCUCAAAUAUUUCGGUAACGUCUUUGUAUUCAUGCCAUAAUUUCACAAAAUAGGCCAUGCUUCGAGAUCCAAAAGUUAUGAACGAAAUUUUUUUUUUGUUAUUAUAUUCGAUACUAAUAUUUUAAUUUUUUUAAUGUUAGAUAAGAUGCAUAGGUAAGGAACCAUCCAAGAAUAUUUUUUUUUUUUGAGGUAACACACAAGGACAAAAUGAGGAAUAAGUGGGUUGAUGAUUAUGCGAAAUAAGUUGUGGUAUGAACGAUUUAUUAUUGUUUAUAUUUAUAUUUAAUCAGAUGAUACUUAUUUAAAAAUAUUAUGUUGUUAAUGUAGGAAAAAUACAAUGAGAUGAUUGUUAAUCAUUGAUUCUCAUUUGUAAACGAAGAUGAGAUAUCUGAAAGAGCCUGGAGAUUACAAACAAACAAGAAAGGAAAAAAUGUUGAAAGAUAUAUACUUAAAUGACAUUGGCUUCAUGUAGGAUACAAAGCGAGAUUAUAUUAUAUUAUAUUAUAUAUAUAUAUAUAUAUCGAUGCUUUAUGUAUAUUCAGGUGUCUUAAAUGCUCUAUAUUUCUGUAUUGAAUCUUGAACGGGCUUCUAGAAUGUUGUAUAA